Durio zibethinus is the source of this 2225-nucleotide messenger RNA. Its product is annotated as gibberellin receptor GID1B-like. The record is from RefSeq and is a predicted model, not a curated record. NCBI's taxonomy places the organism in Eukaryota, Viridiplantae, Streptophyta, Magnoliopsida, Malvales, Malvaceae. Gene Ontology annotation, cellular component: cytoplasm; nucleus. Gene Ontology annotation, biological process: raffinose family oligosaccharide biosynthetic process; floral organ morphogenesis; positive regulation of gibberellic acid mediated signaling pathway. Gene Ontology annotation, molecular function: hydrolase activity; gibberellin binding.
AAUUUCAAUUAAUAAACAAUAAAAUAUAAUAUUGAUACAUAUGUAAAAAAGAAAAAAAAAAUGAAGUUAGUUUAUAGAAGGAAAAAAAGGGAAAGGGCAGGGGAUAGGGACGUGGGACCCAAAUAAACAGUUUAUUCGGCCGCCCCGCUUGUCGUCUCUUUCGUCUACGUCCUCCUCCGUCGUUUCUCUCUUUCUCUCUCCCCCCCGUUUGACUCAUUAAAAACAUUUCCCUUCUCUGUCUCUCUCUCUCUCUCUAUAUUUUAUGUACUUGCAUUGUUUAACGCAGAUAUAUAUAUAUAUAUAUAUAUAUAGCUUUGCAUUUUCUAUCUCUUUUAUUUGAAGAGUCUUUUUUCUCUUUCUCUCUCUCUCUUUUAUAUUUUCUUGGAGGUUCCUUGUUUCAGAAAGGAAGUGUCUCUUCUUGUUCAGAAAAAAAAAAUUCAGAACCAGGAAUCAAUCAAAAAGAAAAGGAGGGGACUGGGGUGAUAAUCUAGUACAAAGAAAAGACACCCCGAGAAACCAGAUAAGAGAAGAAGGGGGGGCAUACACAUGAUGAACUCUUGCUUUUGUUUGUUGUUAUGAUUCUGCGUUUGUGAAGAUUAGUUUCAUUUCCUAGGUGGGCUUUUAAUCCUCUUCCUUUUUGUUUUCCUUCUUGGUUUUUGGAGUCUGGUUUGUUGAGCCAUGGCUGGUAGCAAUGAAGUCAACCUCAAUGAAUCCAAGAGGGUUGUUCCGUUGAAUACAUGGGUCCUCAUUUCCAAUUUCAAGCUAGCAUACAAUCUACAGCGCCGUCCAGAUGGAACCUUUAACAGAGACUUAUCGGAGUUCCUUGACCGCAAAGUCUCUGCCAAUAUCAACCCUGUUGAUGGGGUUUUCUCGUUUGAUCAUGUCGAUGGAGCCACCGGUCUUCUUAACAGGGUUUAUCAGCCUUCUUCUCAGAAUGAGGCUCAAUGGGGCAUUGUGGACCUUGAAAAACCUUUGAGCACCACUGAGAUUGUUCCAGUCAUAGUCUUCUUUCAUGGUGGAAGUUUCACUCAUUCCUCUGCCAAUAGUGCUAUCUACGACACCUUUUGUCGCCGCCUCGUUAGCAUUUGUAAAGCUGUUGUGGUGUCUGUAAAUUAUCGCAGAUCACCUGAACACGGAUACCCUUGUGCAUAUGAUGAUGGUUGGGCAGCUCUUAAGUGGGUUAAAUCAAGAACUUGGCUUCAAAGUGGAAAGGAUUCUAAAGUCUAUGUUUACUUGGCUGGAGAUAGUUCUGGCGGAAAUAUAGCUCACCAUGUAGCCGUGAGAGCAGCAGAAGCAGAUGUUGAGGUAUUAGGUAACAUUCUUCUUCAUCCAAUGUUUGGUGGGCAGAUGAGAACAGAAUCAGAAAAGAGAUUGGAUGGGAAGUAUUUUGUCACACUGCAAGACCGUGAUUGGUAUUGGAGAGCUUAUCUACCAGAAGGAGAAGAUAGAGACCAUCCGGCGUGUAAUCCGUUUGGCCCCAGGGGCAGAAGCCUUGAAGGACUCAAGUUUCCAAAAAGUCUUGUUGUUGUAGCUGGUUUGGAUCUCAUUCAAGAUUGGCAAUUAGCAUAUGUUACAGGACUUGAUAAAUCCGGUCAAAAGGUGAAACUUCUUUUCCUAGAGAAGGCUACAAUCGGGUUCUACUUCUUGCCUAAUAACGAUCACUUCUAUUGCCUCAUGGAGGAGAUAAAGAACUUCGUGAAUUCUAACUGUUAAUAGUCUACUUGACCUUAACUACAGGCAGAAUACGUAAACAAAGCUUGACAAUUCACUCCGUAUUUUCCCUUUCGAAGUCGUGGUGUGUAGUUAUAAGCUUUUGUAGUGUUAUUACUUCUUACUUAUUUUUGUGGUGGUGGUGGUCGAAUUCUUCACCUCUGGGGACCGGUUGUUUUCACUUGGAAGACGAUUUCCUAAGGUUUUCUUUUAGAUGGAUAAAGAUAUUAUUGUGAGAAGGCCUGUUUCAUUGGUUCCAAGGAUAGGAACUUGUUUAUAAAGUUGAUGGCAUUCGCUGAGCCGCCAGAUAUAAAAAUGCUUACCCCAGUCAGCUUCCGGCCACAAAGAGAAGUGUAUGGGUAAAUGUUUGGUGGUUGAUCAAUUGGUUCAAAGAAUUGGUAAUUGUUUAGCACUAAUUUCAGAACAAGGAUUGGAAUAUAUCCAUCUUGUUAUGAACUUGUAAUUUAUAUACUUGUGUUCUAGAGUUAAAUAUAAAGAUUUGGUUCUCUGUCAAA